Molecule: messenger RNA, 2728 nt
Organism: Protobothrops mucrosquamatus (brown spotted pit viper)
Lineage: Eukaryota; Metazoa; Chordata; Lepidosauria; Squamata; Viperidae
Gene: TNPO1
Product: transportin 1
Exons: 23
Biological process (GO): protein import into nucleus
Cellular component (GO): cytoplasm; nucleus
Molecular function (GO): nuclear import signal receptor activity; small GTPase binding
Source: RefSeq, a predicted model, not a curated record
AAACUGGAACAACUCAAUCAGUAUCCAGACUUCAACAACUACCUGAUAUUUGUUCUUACAAAGCUAAAAACUGAAGAUGAACCAACUAGAUCACUGAGUGGUCUUAUUUUGAAGAAUAAUGUCAAAGCUCACUUUCACAACUUUCCUAAUGGAGUAACUGACUUCAUUAAAAGUGAGUGCUUAAACAAUAUUGGUGAUUCCUCUCCACUAAUCAGAGCCACUGUAGGUAUCUUGAUUACAACCAUUGCCUCAAAAGGAGAAUUGCAGAACUGGCCUGAACUUUUACCAAAGCUUUGUAGCCUGCUUGAUUCUGAAGACUACAAUACUUGUGAGGGUGCAUUUGGAGCUCUUCAGAAGAUCUGUGAAGAUUCAGCUGAAAUCUUAGACAGUGAUGCUUUAGAUCGUCCCCUUAAUAUCAUGAUCCCUAAGUUUCUACAAUUCUUCAAACAUAGCAGUCCAAAAAUAAGGUCCCAUGCAGUUGCUUGUGUCAAUCAGUUUAUCAUCAGUAGAACUCAAGCCCUUAUGAUGCACAUUGAUGGAUUUAUUGAGAAUCUGUUUGCAUUGGCUGGGGAUGAGGAGCCUGAAGUACGUAAAAAUGUUUGUCGGGCUCUGGUAAUGCUGCUGGAAGUUAGAAUGGACCGUUUACUUCCUCAUAUGAUUAGUAUUGUUGAGUACAUGCUGCAAAGAACUCAGGACCAAGAUGAAAAUGUGGCUUUGGAGGCUUGUGAAUUCUGGUUGACUUUGGCUGAACAGCCAAUUUGUAAAGAUGUAUUGUAUCGGCAUCUUACUAAGUUGAUACCUGUCCUUGUAAAUGGUAUGAAAUAUUCAGAAAUAGAUAUCAUUCUGCUGAAGGGAGAUGUUGAGGAAGAUGAAGCAAUUCCAGACAGUGAACAAGAUAUAAGGCCUCGGUUUCACCGUUCACGAACAGUAGCUCAGCAGCAUGAAGAAGAUGGUAUUGAAGAUGAGGAAGAUGAGGACGAUGACCUUGAUGAUGAUGACACUAUUUCUGACUGGAAUUUAAGGAAAUGUUCAGCGGCUGCCCUUGAUGUUCUUGCCAAUGUAUUCCGUGAUGACCUGCUGCCACAUAUUUUGCCCCUUCUAAAAGAAUUGCUUUUUCAUCCAGAAUGGGUGGUGAAAGAAUCAGGCAUCCUUGUUCUAGGAGCAAUUGCUGAAGGUUGUAUGCAGGGCAUGAUUCCAUAUCUUCCCGAGCUCAUCCCUCACCUUAUUCAGUGCCUCUCUGAUAAAAAGGCUCUUGUGCGCUCCAUUACUUGCUGGACUCUUAGUCGCUAUGCACAUUGGGUAGUCAGUCAACCCCCAGACACAUACUUGAAGCCAUUAAUGACUGAAUUGCUAAAGCGUAUCCUUGAUAGUAACAAGAGAGUACAAGAAGCUGCCUGCAGUGCCUUUGCUACUCUAGAAGAGGAGGCUUGUACAGAGCUUGUUCCUCAUCUUGCUUAUAUACUUGAUACUUUGGUAUUUGCAUUUAGUAAAUACCAACAUAAGAAUCUGCUCAUUCUUUAUGAUGCCAUAGGAACUUUGGCAGAUUCUGUAGGCCAUCAUCUAAAUAAACCAGAAUUCAUCCAGAUGCUUAUGCCUCCAUUAAUCCAAAAAUGGAACAUGUUAAAGGAUGAAGAUAAAGAUCUUUUCCCUUUAUUAGAGUGCCUGUCUUCAGUUGCCACUGCCUUGCAAUCUGGCUUCCUUCCCUACUGUGAACCAGUCUACCAGCGCUGUGUGAACCUGGUACAAAAGACUCUUGCACAAGCCAUGUUGCAUAAUGCUCAGCCAGACCAGUAUGAAGCUCCAGAUAAAGACUUCAUGAUUGUGGCUCUUGAUUUACUUAGUGGUUUAGCUGAAGGACUUGGAGGCAACAUUGAACAACUAGUGGCUCGGAGCAAUAUCCUGACACUGAUGUACCAGUGUAUGCAGGAUAAAAUGCCUGAGGUACGACAGAGUUCUUUUGCCUUGCUAGGAGAUUUGACAAAGGCAUGUUUUCAGCAUGUGAAGCCCUGCAUUGCUGAUUUCAUGCCAAUUUUGGGAACAAACCUAAACCCAGAGUUCAUUUCUGUGUGUAACAAUGCCACAUGGGCAAUUGGAGAAAUUUCUAUUCAGAUGGGUAUAGAGAUGCAGCCUUACGUCCCUAUGGUUUUGCACCAGCUUGUAGAAAUUAUUAACAGACCCAACACACCAAAGACUUUGUUAGAAAACACAGCAAUAACAAUUGGUCGUCUUGGUUACGUUUGUCCUCAAGAGGUGGCCCCCAUGCUACAGCAGUUUAUAAGACCCUGGUGCACUUCUCUGCGAAACAUAAGGGACAACGAGGAAAAGGAUUCAGCAUUCCGUGGGAUUUGUACCAUGAUUACUGUCAACCCUAGUGGAGUAGUCCAAGACUUUAUAUUUUUUUGUGAUGCUGUUGCAUCAUGGAUUAGCCCAAAAGAUGAUCUUCGAGACAUGUUCUGUAAGAUCCUUCAUGGAUUUAAAAAUCAAGUGGGAGAUGAAAAUUGGAGGCGUUUCUCAGACCAGUUUCCUGUUCCUCUAAAAGAGCGCCUUGCAGCUUACUAUGGAGUUUAACCUCACGUAUUCAAGCUGCAGUACCAUAAUUAGAGGUCCUUCAGUCUGGAAGACUGGGAGGAAGCCUCUGCACCCAGGGAAAAAUGUUACCCUUUACUGGGGGGAAGGGUAAACCAGUAGGGAAUACAGUACAAUCCCAAGCCUACUGGGAGGGGCGGGA